Gavialis gangeticus (Gharial) is the source of this 1211-nucleotide messenger RNA. RefSeq names its product PITH domain containing 1 (gene PITHD1). The transcript is spliced from 6 exons. NCBI's taxonomy places the organism in Eukaryota, Metazoa, Chordata, Crocodylia, Gavialidae. The annotation marks the transcript as partial. The record is from RefSeq and is a predicted model, not a curated record. Gene Ontology annotation, cellular component: nucleus.
AGCCAGUUCGUGGAGAGCGACGAGGACGAGGAGCUGCUGUUCAACGUCCCGUUCACCGGCAACGUGAAGCUGAAGGGGAUCGUGGUGAUGGGCGACGAUGCCGACACACACCCGGCAGAGAUGCGGCUCUUCAAAAAUACUCCCCACAUGUCGUUUGAUGAUGCAGCCAGGGAACCAGAUCAGAUGUUCAGCCUGAAUCGGGAUAUCACGGGGGUCCUGGAGUAUCCCACUAAAAUUGCCCGUUUCUCAAGUGUUUACCACCUCUCCAUCCACAUUUCCAAAAACUUUGGAGCUGAGAUGACAAAGAUCUUUUAUAUAGGUCUAAAGGGAGAGUGGACAGAGGCCCAUCGCCAUGAAGUGACCAUCUGCAAUUAUGAAGCAUCAGCCAACCCAGCUGAUCACAAACUUGAACAGAUCAUGCCACAGACCCACUUCAUUUCCUAACAGCAUCGUCAGCCCUCCCAAAGGCCGUGGGUAUCCAUAUAUAGAGUUGAUGGACCGAGUUGGAAGAAAACAGAUUCUUUGGGGGGCUCUUGAGAGUUGAAAUAGCUUUAUUUUGUGGUGUUUGCCUUGGAGAGCAGAUUGGAGUCUCUGCAGAGAGUUAGUUGAUAAGGACAACCAUAUGCAGUGUCUUGAAGAACCUGACUAAGAUCUGGCCUUGGAUCUUGUCACUUAGGCAGAGGGGCAAUCUAGUGGCCUGAUAUUACUUGCAUUUCUGAUUGUCAAAGAAUAUUUUGAGGUUCUCGCUAUUAUGGCCUGAUCUUUGAGAUUCGUCAUGAGCAGUGGAACAGCCCGUUACCUGUCCCUGCUGCUUUACAAGGGUGUAUGGGGGGUGGAGUUUGAGCCUAAUAAUGACUUGAUGUGGUAUUCGACUGUAUUGAGGAUAAGGGAAUGGCAAGCUAAAAACUGCCUCUUGAGAAUCUGCUUCUCCCUGAAUUCCCAGAAAAUCUAACGUCUGAGGAAAGCUAAUACGGGUGUGGGGGUGAUGCUGGAUUCUUUAAUACCUAAGUAAAUGUGAAGGUCCAUGAUUAUGUAGUUGGGGUUGGUGGAAAGUAUUCAAAGCACUGUGUUUGUAAACAAAGUUUUAUUGGCUUCUGUGGAACCUCUUCUCCAUGUCGGAAGCCAGAAAGCUGGAGACCUAGUACUGUUCUAGGCACAACUUUCUAACUCUGGCAAUUUUUUUUUUCUUAAUAAACCUAUGGCAGAUAUCA